AGGCAAUUGAGGCGGGGCAGAGAGGCUGGGAGGAGUGGGAGGGGAGGGAGGUGAAGCGUAUACAGUAGGGAGGAGGAGAUGGGUCAGUCCAGAAGGCCAAUAAACACCUCGGAAGGAGGCCCUGCCCCCUACGACCCCGCCCUCAGGAAGAGCAGCAGCCGCCAUGGAGGAAUAUCAGCCCCACAAUGAUGAGAUUGUUUUCAAUGCUGAUGAAGCACACAAUAUUGUGAAAGAGUGUAUAGAUGCUAUAUUGGGUGGCGUGGAUUAUAAUCAGAAUAAUGUCAAUCAGUGGACUGCAGCUAUAGUGGAACAAUCCUUAACCCAUUUGGUAAAGUUAGGGAAGACAUAUAAAUAUAUUGUUACUUGUGCAGUGAUGCAGAAGAGUGGAUCUGGUUUACACACAGCCAGCUCAUGUUUUUGGGAUACUACAUCUGAUGGAACCUGUACCAUAAGAUGGGAGAAUCAAACUAUGAACUGUAUUGUCAAUGUUUUUGCCAUUGCUAUUAUCCUGUAGCUAAAUGGAAAUAUUAUACCAGCGCCUUUAAUAUAAGAAAUUAUCAAAAUGUUCUUGAUGGAACUGUUCAUAGUAUUAUUUAAUUACCUUAUUAUUGCACAAGAAGUGAAAGUGUGCAAUUGGCUUCAGAACAGUAAAAAGUAAACCUUAUAACUAAUCUUAUAACAUAGCAUACUUUAAUUAAACACUUGCAUAGUUAGAAAAACAUUAAACCCAGAAAAAUAAGGCAUUAGAUUUAAAUACUGUAUUUAUAUUUGCACCAGCUUUCCAUUAACACUAUGUAUCCAGAGAAAUGGAGGAAUUAAAAUUAGGAUAAUAAAGUUCUCUUGUUUUAGAAAAAUAACAUUCUAUCUGCCAAGUAUAUAAAUUUACCCAAGUUCUUAGUUCAGUAAUUAUCAGUGCCUCUUUUGAUUAUACAAACAAGAUAGCAUAAGUAUUCUAUGUUUUUCUUUUUAUCGAGUACUAUUAUAUAGUAACUAGAAUUAACUUGGUUUUCCCCCCAAGUAAUUAUUUAAUAAUUUGUUGCCUUUAAUUCCAAAAUCCGGAGUUCAUAAUUGAACAAUAUGGAUGAAUUGAUUUCUCUAGCCUAAUAAAAGUCACUGUAGAAUAAAUAACAACACGUACUAAUUCAACAAUAAUUGUCUUUCAAAUCAUUCUGUGUUCAACAAAUACAUGUUGAUUACCCACUAUGUGCAGCAUUCUGUUUAAUUACCACAUUGCUGGUGCCUUCCACCCAGUUUGGAAACUGUAGCAUAUAUAAUUUGGGUUGUGGAUAUGUGAAUUAAACCAUUUGGUUUGCAAUUUAGAGUAUAUAAGACAGUGGUAGUUAAUUAAUUUUAAGAGGAAAAUAAAAUGAGCAGAAGCCAUGCAGAAGUUAGUUAAAUCAUGUUCUUGCUAUAAAUAGAUUUUAUUUACCAUUGUAGACAUGACUUAGAGAAAUAUUUAAAGAGAGUUGGUUAGACUAAAUAUGCACAUUUAAUUUUGUUCUUAGUUUCAUAACUAGGGAGUUGUAUUUAUUGUUUUGAUUAUUAACUGACAUUUGUGAAUCACCUAUAUGAAGUUUAAAAUAUAGAGAGUAAGUUAUAAAUGUAAAGUGUAUAUUCAUUAGCAAGUUAUAACUCAGGGCUUAUGAUAUGUAGAAAAAUAUAUUGAGAGGUAAAGACUUUAAAUUAGUAUACACACAGCUGGGCUACCAAAUGCGAAGUCAAUCUGCUGUCUAAGCAAGAAAAUAAAGUUAUAAAUACAAAUAGUCUUAAUACUGAGUAAAUCUAUAGAGUAAAACGAACACAUUGAACUUUUGAAGAAAGGGUUAGUGGUGAUGAGUAAAAGGAUAAUGGGGCAUAAAGUGGUUAUAUUUGCAUGUUUGUAUUUUAGAUAUGUAACAGACAGAUGCAUAUUCAAAAAAGAUAAGUUCAUUUUAAAUGCAGUAGUGUACCAUUUUUGGUACAUCAAAAUUUAUCUCAAUUAUUACUUUGAUGCUAUUUUUCUUGAACUUGAAGAUUGUACUAGAGUGAUCAAAAUGCUAAUGUAAUUGAGUGAUGUUAGUUAAUCUCAGUUUCUUAAAAAAAAAUCAUAGAAACAUAAACCUUGUAAAAUCAUGUUUUAAAGAAUUUGCUUGAUACUGUUUCUGUAGCUGAAAGAUAAUAAAGAUUGUCUGCCUUACAAAUA
Messenger RNA from Monodelphis domestica (gray short-tailed opossum), 2182 nucleotides. It is a transcript of the gene DYNLT3, whose product is annotated as dynein light chain Tctex-type 3. Gene Ontology annotation, molecular function: dynein intermediate chain binding. Gene Ontology annotation, cellular component: cytoplasm; cytoplasmic dynein complex. The record is from RefSeq and is a predicted model, not a curated record. Lineage: Eukaryota; Metazoa; Chordata; Mammalia; Didelphimorphia; Didelphidae. Gene Ontology annotation, biological process: microtubule-based movement.